GGGCGCAGCCGUGCGCAUCCCACGCAGGUGUCCGCACCGCUGCUCUCCCACCAUGUCUGCAGCCUGGCUCCCGGCUCUCUGCCUCGGUGUGUGUGUGCUGCUGCCGCUGCCGAAGCCCGCGGACAGCGAGGGAACCGCUCCCGUGGCAAUCUCGUGCUCUACACGGGGCUUGGACAUCAGGAAGGAGAAAGUGGACGUGCUGUGUCCUGCGGGCUGCCCCCUGGAGGAAUUCUCUGUGUUUGGGAACAUAGUUUAUGCUUCUGUGUCGAGCAUCUGUGGGGCAGCUAUCCACAGGGGAGUGAUCAGCCCUGCAGGGGGACCCGUACGAGUCUAUAGCCUUCCCGGCCGAGAAAACUACUCCUCCACAGAUGCCAAUGGCGUCCGCUCUCAGACACUUUCCCGAUGGUCUGCUUCCUUCACAGUGACAAAAGGCAAAAGUAAUGCCCAGGAAGCCACGGGCCGAGCAGUGUCCACAGCACGCCCAGCAACAGGGAAACGACUAAAGAAAACUCCAGAGAAGAAAACGGGUAAUAAAGACUGCAAAGCUGACAUUGCAUUCCUGAUCGAUGGAAGCUUUAAUAUUGGGCAGCGCCGAUUUAACCUGCAGAAGAACUUUGUUGGGAAAGUGGCUCUGAUGUUGGGAAUUGGGACCGAAGGACCACACGUGGGCCUUGUUCAAGCCAGUGAGCAUCCUAAAAUAGAAUUUUACUUGAAAAACUUUACAACAGCCAAAGAUGUUUUGUUUGCCAUAAAGGAAGUAGGUUUCAGAGGCGGUAAUUCCAAUACAGGAAAAGCACUGAAACAUACUGCUCAGAAAUUCUUCACGCCAGAGACUGGAGUGAGGAAAGGAAUCCCCAAAGUGGUGGUGGUCUUCAUUGACGGCUGGCCUUCUGAUGACAUUGAAGAAGCAGGCAUUGUGGCCAGAGAGUUUGGUGUCAACGUAUUUAUAGUUUCUGUGGCCAGACCUACCCCUGAAGAACUGGGGAUGGUUCAGGAUGUCGCAUUUGUCGAUAAGGCUGUCUGUCGGAACAAUGGCUUCUUCUCUUACCACAUGCCCAACUGGUUCGGCACCACCAAAUACGUAAAGCCUCUGGUGCAGAAGCUCUGCACUCACGAGCAGAUGAUGUGCAGCAAGACCUGCUAUAACUCCGUGAACAUUGCUUUUCUCAUUGAUGGCUCCAGCAGCGUCGGGGAAAGCAAUUUCCGCCUCAUGCUUGAGUUUGUCUCCAACAUAGCCAAGACUUUUGAAAUCUCGGACAUUGGUGCCAAAAUAGCUGCAGUCCAGUUCACUUACGACCAGCGCACAGAAUUCAGUUUCACUGACUACAGCACCAAAGAAAAUGUGCUAGCUGUUAUCAGAAACAUCCGCUACAUGAGCGGUGGCACGGCUACCGGUGAUGCCAUUUCCUUUACUGUCAGAAAUGUGUUUGGGCCCGUGAGGGACAGCCCCAACAAGAACUUCUUGGUCAUUGUCACAGAUGGGCAGUCCUAUGACGACGUCAGAGGCCCUGCUGCUGCUGCACAUGAUGCAGGAAUCACCAUCUUUUCAGUAGGAGUGGCUUGGGCUCCUCUGGAUGACCUGAAAGACAUGGCCUCCAAACCAAAGGAAUCACACGCCUUCUUCACAAGAGAGUUCACAGGACUAGAACCGAUUGUUUCUGAUGUCAUUAGAGGCAUUUGUAGAGAUUUCUUAGAAUCCCAGCAAUAAUAGUAACAUUUUGACAACUGAAAGAAAAAGUGCAAGAGGACCUAAUGUAUAAAUUGUAUUCACGUAAUACUGAAAUACUGUAGCAUACUAGGGUCAGAUACAAAACUAUUGAAGAAGUCAACAGCUAUUUUAAGCACAUAAGCAUUCAUUUAAAGCUACUGCUUUCUAAUUAUAACUGUUAGAAAGGCUCUGCUGUGGCUUCAUAAUCAUGACAGACUCAGGAGAGGAAAUAUUGUGGAUUAAGGUCCUAACCAGUACUCAGAUGCCUAUUAAAUGUAUAAAUAUGCAAAUCCCAUAGCUCAAUAAAAGAAACCUGGUACUUAGACCAAAAGCAAA
This is a messenger RNA of Ochotona curzoniae (black-lipped pika), 2044 nucleotides long. It is a transcript of the gene COCH, whose product is annotated as cochlin. The record is from RefSeq and is a predicted model, not a curated record. The transcript is spliced from 12 exons. NCBI's taxonomy places the organism in Eukaryota, Metazoa, Chordata, Mammalia, Lagomorpha, Ochotonidae. Bases 53 to 1708 code for a protein of 551 amino acids.